Molecule: messenger RNA, 1697 nt
Organism: Topomyia yanbarensis
Lineage: Eukaryota; Metazoa; Arthropoda; Insecta; Diptera; Culicidae
Product: zinc finger protein 160-like
Exons: 2
Coding region: 147-1697 (516 amino acids)
Cellular component (GO): nucleus
Molecular function (GO): zinc ion binding
Source: RefSeq, a predicted model, not a curated record
AUAGGCUAGAAACAUAUUUGCUCCGCUAAUUAUUUGUAAUUUGUGAUUUUAUUGUGUACGAAAGUCUACUAAUUUAUACCGUACAUCAGUUUAAACUGCAUGUCAGGUCAAGUGUGGAGUAACUUUGGUUACAUUCGGAAUAAACAAUGAACACCACCCGAGUGGCUAUUUGUCGUACCUGUCUGGUGGAAGGAGCUCCCUUGAUCAGCUUGUUCAGCAACUACGAACCAGUGGCCGGUGACGGAAACGGCGAGGAAGAGGACGAAUCAUCACGCGUCCAGCUCAGUACAAUCUACAGCGAACUAACUCGGUUGCCACUGCGGGUGGAACCGAUUCCGGCGGAAAUUUGUUUCCCGUGCGCGGAACGUCUCAAGGAGAUUGAUCGAUUCCGUCGUAAGGCAGUGGCGGCUUACGAGGAACUAGAAACAAAAGCAAACAUUGCCCAGAUCAUAAGCCAGCUGGACCAGAGCAGUUUGGGUAGUGUGCGAAACAAUCGACUAGAGGAAGACUUUGCCGAAGAACUGAUUGCGGAGGAUGAACUAAGCAGCAGACCGAAGGUUCCGUUAGCCGCGGGAGAACAACGCUGCGACGUCUGUCAGAAGGUAUUCAAAAAUAAAAUGAUGCUUUUUCGCCACCAGGAAAUUCAUGCUAGCGAAAAUAAGUACAAGUGCCGUUACUGUGGCCGGUGGUAUCGAGCCAGAAGCAGCUGGUAUAAUCACGAACUAAAGCAUCGUCGCGCGGUAGGAAGGAAGAAAAAAUUAGAACAGGAAUUUUUGUGUGAGAUUUGUGCCAAGCGCUUCAAGGCAAAGAAUGCGCUGAGAUACCAUCUGGAAAUAGUUCACGAAGGGGUAAAGCGCUUCCGGUGUGACAUAUGCAGCAAAAGUUUCACCAGAAAUGGUUCGUUAGCUGAACACAAGCUUAUUCAGCACGCCGGUAUCAAACAGUUCUCGUGCAAAAUUUGCUGUAAAGCGUUCGGAAAAGAAGAUUCCCUCAAGACACAUGAAACCAUUCAUUCAGGAAAGCGCUUCGGUUGUGAACUGUGCACCAAAACGUUCCUGAAAAAAGCGUUUCUGAAUGCCCAUAUAGCAAAGGUACAUCCCAGCGACGAGGCUCCAAAACCCGUCACUUGUCACGUCUGCCAAAAGACAUUUACUUCAACGUACCACCUCAAAACUCAUCUUUUGAUCCACACCGACGAUCGACCGGAGAAGUGUCAUCUGUGCGGCGCCUCGUUUCGACAGAAGCAACAGUUGAAGGUCCACAUGUACCAGCACACGGGAAAACCAUUCAAGUGUCAAUUUUGUGCGGCUGCUUUCGGAAUUCGAGUCCGACUGAAAGUACAUCAAGAGAAAAAUCAUCCGGUUGAAUUGCGAAACUUGACCGUACAACCAUCGCAGCAACCACCGCAAAUAAUCAACGAGCCGGACUUUGGAGACGGUGCCAUAAACGAGGAAAUUUUGAACGAAAUUUGCUAUCAAAUUAACGCCAAUCAGAUCGUCCUGCAGAACAUCGAGGACGAUGGUGUGAAUUUAAUCUACAGCAGCAACGAGCAUAUCGUUUUCUUCGACGAUGGAAAUAAUCUUCUACCGGACGAGAUUGAAGGCGUUGACCCGAUUGGACAGUUGUACGAUUUUACGAAACAGGGCUACAGCCUGCCCGCAACCGAGGAAAGAUCAGACUUGCAUGAAAACCAAUGA